Oryza brachyantha (malo sina) is the source of this 1223-nucleotide messenger RNA. Its product is annotated as E3 ubiquitin-protein ligase ATL41. The transcript has a single exon. NCBI's taxonomy places the organism in Eukaryota, Viridiplantae, Streptophyta, Magnoliopsida, Poales, Poaceae. Bases 511 to 1008 code for a protein of 165 amino acids. The record is from RefSeq and is a predicted model, not a curated record.
CCUGCCAAACUUUUGAACUGUCUUGUCAUCCUGUGCCCAUGUGAGGACACAAGGCAGGCAGUUUCUUGCUCCAGAAACUCUGCCCACUUUGAUGGCAUCAAGCUCAACAGUGUGCCAAAAACUUCCUUGAUUCCAUGCGGCCUCCAUGGCUGCUGCUGCUCACUUGUCCCUGUCUCUUCACACCUUCUAUCUAACAAAUACUAAUACUUUGUUGUUUGUAAGUUUGUAUGCCACAUUGCCACUCAAUUUUCUUUAGAUGACAUAUAAUAGAUGUGAAUAUAAUAUCAUCAAUAAAAAAAUUAACAGUUUGGAUGAUCAGCACAAUAGGAGCUGGCAUCCACCUGAUUUGGAUUGACUAAAAGAGUUUUCCUGUAAUGUUAGGGAGUUUCACAUACAUAUAUGGUCCAUCUAUCCAUGGUUUGAUGAUCAAUAGAUUGUGCCAUGAUGAUUCCAUGAUUGAUCUGCAUAUAUGAUAAGCAUAUUGCAUCAUAUGCACUGCACUGGUCAGCCAUGUCUGCUGCUGCCGCCUACAACGCCAAUGUCCUCCUCGCCGCGGUGACCGCGCUCUCGGCGGCGAUCGCCUUCGUCGCCGCGCUCCACCUCUACGCCCGGUGCCUCCUGUGGCGGCGUGGCGCUGGCGGCGCCGGCAACCCUCACGCGCUGCGCCGCCCGCGGACGCCGGGUGGCCACGAGCUGGAGGUGAUCAGCGUGGUGGCGUGCGCGCAGGAGGGAGGCGGGCUGGACGCCAAGCAGCUGGGCGCGCUGCCGGUGUUUACGUGGGGGUCCUCUUCUCCGGCGACGGCGGAGGCGGCGGCCGUGCAGUGCGCGGUGUGCCUCGGGGAGAUGGAGGACGGCGAGCUGGGGAGGCUGCUCCCGGCGUGCCACCACGUGUUCCACGCCGAGUGCAUCGACACGUGGCUCACCGUGAGCUCGACGUGCCCGGUGUGCAGAACGGCGGUGGGGACGGAGGAUGAGCCGCCGGUGACCGGCGUGUCGCCGGCGAGCUAGGUCCGUCGAAUAUCAGUGUACAUUGUAUUUCUAGAGUUGCACAUCUAUACACUUGAAAACAAGAUUUGGGAGUUAGAGAGGACGAAUUUUAGGAAUAAAAAUAAAUUUUGUAGGAUUUCUCCGAAAAUCUACAUUGCAAAUGAAAUCGAGUACUAGCUCCAUAUUCCGACCUGUGUUAAUGAACAGAUUGAGAACCUCAAAAAGGAAUUAUAUUG